AUGGCUGGCAUGGAUAACGAUCCACGUACGCGACGGGGCACUGACAACGCGCAGCAGAACAACAAUAUCUCAUUCUCCAACAGAGAUGCACAUUCAAGACCGCAACAUUAUCCGUCCUCAUAUGCGCACAACCAAAUGUUGGACUAUAGAACACGGACAGAGCAUGCGCCAGGAUAUGGACAAAUAACGCCCGAAGCAGCCAACGAACAACCACACCAUUCGGCCUCAUCUCCUUCUUCUACGGGAAACCAUGCGGCGGGCGUCGAUGAAUCGCUAGGAGGCUAUCUGAAUGAGAUGUCAAGGGGGCUGUCAAAUGACGAACAUGACUCGAAUGACCCUCUUGCCGAUCUGAAACGACCAAGAGCAUGCGAUGCCUGCCGGCAAUUAAAGGUUCGCUGCGAACCAGACGAUAAUCACCCAUCAGGCGCUUGUAAACGAUGCGCCAAAGCGAAUCGAAGAUGCGUUGUCACUCCGCCCACCCGCAAGCGCCAGAAGAAAACAGACAGUCGCGUUAGUGAAUUGGAGAAGAAGAUCGACGCCCUUACAGCUACUCUUCAGGCGUCUAGGAGAGCGGAUUCCAUCUCAUCUCCAGAUGCGAGGUCGCAGGAGCAGGAAGUUGUUGCUGCUCGUCGAUGGCUGGGGGGCGGCCCUCCGCCAGUGUCACUAACAUCCGUUUCUCCAAGUACGAGUACGAAGCGUACAGCCAGUGGCGAUGCCAAGUUUUCCGCACCGCCUGGCUCAUUGCCGCCGAGCACUUCUUUCACGGGUCCAGUUUCAGUGAAUCUACCCAACAGCGAAAGCGUGGUAAACAGUGCGAACGAAUUUACUGAUAUCAUUGAUCGCGGGUUGAUCGAUGUGCAGACCGCUGUUGAUGCCUUCGAUCACUAUGUCAAAGAGGUUGCCCCUAGACUUCCUGUGGUCGUCUUCCCACCAGGUACAACCAUGGCAUCAGUUCGGCGCAACAAACCCACACUUUUCCUUGUGAUCAUGGCUAUUGCGAUAGGCAAUUUUCGACCCGAAUUACAAAUGUCUCUGCUUCAUGAAGUGCACCGACUGUUCGCCGAUAAGGUCAUCAUCAAAGGCGAGAAAUCCCUGGAGCUGAUACAAUCGAUUAUGUUGGCAUGCAUAUGGUAUAUGCCACCCGAUCAAUUCGAGGAGCUCAAGUUCUUUCAGUUUAUCUAUUUGGCUGUCGUGAUGGCGCUGGACAUCGGCAUGGGUCGCAUCACGCGGAGAAAAGGCAACAGACAAUAUGGACUGUUGCGAGAGAUUAUAGGCAAAAACCAAAACAGAACCUCCUUUGACCCGGAUUCAGUCGAAACAAGACGAGCGUGGUUAGGCGCGUAUGUCAUGGCGGUCAAUGCCUCCAUGGCCCUUCGUCGGCCUCUGUUAUGUCGAUGGCAUCCCUAUAUGGAUGAGUGUAUCGAGAUUCUGCAAACUUCCCCUGAUGCCGAGACAUCUGAUCGCAAUUUGAUACAUUGGGCCAAAUUAACCCAUAUCGCGGAGGAAGUUGCGUUCCAAUUUUCCAUGGACGACCCUUCAAGCAAUUUGACCUUGAAUGACCCCAAGGUCCAGUAUGCGUUGAAGGGAUUUGAGAAACAACUCGAUGAAUGGCGGCGCGAGAUUCGGCCUGAAGAGUAUACACCUAUUUUGCAGCAUGCGGAGUGCAUCGUCAGUAUCUUUAUGCAUGAAAUCUCAAUGCACACUGACCACAACAUCGACGACUUCAGAACCCCGUUUACAUCUGAGUUCAAGACUGAUGUCAAAUUCGACAAGGCGACUGCCGCUCAGAUCGAUGCUCUCACAACAUGUCUGACAUCAAUCCACACAUCUCUAGACUGUAUGCUGUCUAUCGAGCCAGAGGUUGUCGUUGACUUGCCAACGCAUCUCUAUGCUCGUUCGGCAUAUGCAUUCAUUGCCUUGCUCAAGAUGUUUUCAGCGGUUUCGUCUGAGAACGGCUUGGAGCGUGUUUUCGCACCAGCAGAUCUCAAGGUUGAAGAAUAUUUUGAAAAGGUGAUUAAUCAUCUAAAAGCCAGCUCUAUACGACCAGGAGGGCGAACGGCGUCAAGAUUCUGCAUGGUCAUGAACUUGUUGAGGAAUUGGUUCCUUAAUCGCAAGACAGAAAAGUCUGGCGACAAGGCUGAAGAGUCAACGUCAUCUCAGUCUAAAGAAGCUAAAUAUACCAGCCAGGGCCCAUCACAGCCAGUCACUGAUGUUUCUUCUACGCACCAGCAAUCAUUACCAACAAUCACUGAUCCCGGCUAUAAACAACUACCUCCUGUGACAAGCACAACAUCAGACCCCCAGCAAUGGGAUCAUUACAGCGUCAGUGGUCCAGAGACUGCAACACCAACCAACUUCCUACAGCAACGAUACCAAUUCAACCAAACGCCGGAACAAGAUGUCGGAAAUCCAGUAAUGACUACCGGACCAUUUACCGACUCCCAGACGGACUUUACUAGUUUAGCACCAGACUUUGAUUUCCAAAUGCCAUUCAAUGCUGAAGGGAUAUUUACAAUAGGAGGCGGCAUGCUCCCCGACAACGUUUUUGAUUUGCCGUUUGAUGAAAAUAUGAAUUUCUAUCUGCAGUGA
This is a messenger RNA of Talaromyces marneffei, 2589 nucleotides long. RefSeq lists its product as uncharacterized. Gene Ontology annotation, cellular component: nucleus. Gene Ontology annotation, molecular function: DNA-binding transcription factor activity, RNA polymerase II-specific; transcription cis-regulatory region binding; zinc ion binding. Gene Ontology annotation, biological process: DNA-templated transcription; regulation of DNA-templated transcription. Bases 1 to 2589 code for a protein of 862 amino acids. NCBI's taxonomy places the organism in Eukaryota, Fungi, Ascomycota, Eurotiomycetes, Eurotiales, Trichocomaceae. The record is from RefSeq and is a predicted model, not a curated record. The transcript has 4 exons.